Auxenochlorella protothecoides is the source of this 1035-nucleotide messenger RNA. RefSeq names its product Protein SET DOMAIN GROUP 40. Gene Ontology annotation, biological process: peptidyl-lysine monomethylation. NCBI's taxonomy places the organism in Eukaryota, Viridiplantae, Chlorophyta, Trebouxiophyceae, Chlorellales, Chlorellaceae. The record is from RefSeq and is a predicted model, not a curated record. The transcript has 5 exons. Gene Ontology annotation, molecular function: protein-lysine N-methyltransferase activity. The coding region runs from base 1 to 1035 and encodes 344 amino acids.
AUGGUGGAGGCGGUACCGCAGCUGAUCUCGUGGCUGGAGUCCAGGGGCGGGCGUCUCCGUGACAUCGAGGCCGGGGAGGUGGCCCAAGGUGGUCGAGGCAUCGUGGCCACCCGGGACAUUGCUCCCGGGGCCUGCGUCCUGGAGGUCCCCUUCCCCUGCCUCAUGACAUGCUCCAGUGCACUGGCCUGCCCCACGGUCAGCGCAGUGGUGAACGCUGGGCCACUCCCCUUGACCCCCUUUCAAGUGCUGACCAUACAUGUGUUGUUCGAGACGUCCAAGAAGGCGGGCUCGGCCUGGUGGCCCUACCUCCAGACCCUGCCGCACAGCUACACCUCCGGCCCCUACUUCGCCGCCUCCGACCUGGACGCGCUCGCCCCCGCCCCCUCCGUGCACCGCCGCGUGGCCGAGGCCGCGCAGCGCACGCGGCGCGACUGGCACGCGGCGCUCCCCGCGCUGCGCGCGAUGCCCUUCCCCGACGAUCGCUGGCGGCGGCUGGGUGCCUGGCGCUGGGCAGCCGCCACACUGGGAACGCGCACUAUGUACCUGCCGCCGGGCUACCCCGGCCACGCCGGCGGCGGGCCUCUGGGGCCCGGGCCCGACCCUGGGGGGCUGACCCCGUUGGGCGACUUGCACAACUACGCGCCGCCGGCGGGCCCCUUGGUCUUCCUGGACUACGGGCGGUACACCAACGCCGAGCUGAUGCAGCUGUACGGCUUCGUGCUGCGCGACAACCCGCACGACGCCGCGCCGCUGGAGGCGGCCAGCUUCUGCGUGGCCGCCCGGGAGGCGCGGGCCUUCACCUGGCUGCGCGGCGCCCUGGACCGCGAGCUGGCGGGCGCCACCCCGGUACUGGUGGAGGGCCUGCGGCGGGAGGAGGCGGGGCAGGGGCCGCCCACGCCCUGCGCGGAGGUGGCCCUGGCAUGGCUGAAGGAGCACGUGAGGAUACUGCUGAGGGGACUCCAAACCUGCGACACUGUCUUGAGUUCCCUGGCAGAGAUCGAUCCCGAGCGCACCGGAGUGAGAGCAGGGAGUUAG